CUAAAAUCCACCAAAGGGGGGCUAAAGUCACCAGAGAGAGGCUAAAGGCCACCAAUGGGGAUCUAAAGGCCACCAAUGGGGAUCUAAAGGCUACUGGGGGGUCCGGUGGGGGGACUGAAGGCCACCACCAAGAGACUAAAAGCCACUAAAGAGGGGCUAAAGCCACCAAGAUGAUGCUGAUACAGUGGGAAGGAGUGAGGAAAGGGACUGGGGUGCCAACAGGGUGUGGAUAUUAUUCCAUCUUCCAAGGCUGCUGUCCGGGUCAGAGCACCUAUCCCAGAGCCCUGGUGGUCUGUGAUAUAAUGAUAUUGUUGGGGCUGCAGUGGGGCAGGGAGGGUCCAAAUGGGAAGGAAUAUCCCAUUUCACUGCUCACUAAGGACAAGUGUGUCCCCAGCAGGCUCAGUGCCCACUGCAUGGCUUGGGGACAGCGUGGACAUCCGGAGGAGGGACAGGAAAGUGUGACCGGCAGCGUGCAAUGAGGGAAAGGCAGGAUCCACCCGGACAGCCCCAUAAAAACCUCCUGUAUCCGGGCUGAGGAGGUCACACAACGGGACCGCAGGCUUUGGGGACGUAUUGGUAACCACCACCAGUGGGGUUGGGUGGCUUUGGCAGGUGGCUCUGCCCCGGGAAGGGGAGGAGGCUGCGGCACUCCCAACCUGGCUGGCGGCCGCGAUGCUCCAGUCCCAGCUCAACCCAGCGGCCGUGAAGGCAGUGAGGGCACCCGGCUCACCUGACGCUUCCACCCCACACAGGCUUGGUGAGGAGAUGGAGGAGGACAACAGGACGGAGCCGUGGCACCGCAGCCUCCAAGCAAUGCUGGAUGCUUUGAACCAAACCCUACACGGGGCCGUCCUCCACCCCAGAACCCCACACAACACCAGCACCCGCACCGGCCGGGACGACAACGCCUACCUGUACAUCCUCUUCGUCAUGACACUCUUUGCUGCCACCGUGGGCAGCCUCAUCCUGGGCUACACCCGGUCCCGAAAGGUGGAGAAGCGCAGCGAUCCGUACCACGUCUACAUCAAGAACAGGGUCUCCAUGAUCUGAACCCGCUGCCUCCUGCAGAAAGAAACCCCGCGGUGCUGAGCCCUGGAGUGGGGCAGGAGCACCGGUGUCACCUGCGGGCAGGUCCUGGUGCCACGGAACCACUGAAGCUGGGGACGUGGGGGUGGUGGAGAUGUCUGCUUUCCUGCUGUUCUCAUGACUUACUGAGGCUGGCACGGGUUGUAAAGGAGGAAAAUUCCCUGCUCAGAGCAGCCAGCAUCACCUCCGAAGCACUCUCUGCGCUGCUUAGUGUGGGUUUUUCUGGGGCUAAAAGCUGUGAUUUCAGAGCCAGGCUGAGCCCCGCUUCACUGGUGGGGAAUUAAAGGAGGUGGUGGUUCUUGA
Coturnix japonica (Japanese quail) is the source of this 1389-nucleotide messenger RNA. RefSeq names its product potassium voltage-gated channel subfamily E regulatory subunit 3 (gene KCNE3). Gene Ontology annotation, biological process: negative regulation of delayed rectifier potassium channel activity; ventricular cardiac muscle cell action potential; potassium ion export across plasma membrane. The record is from RefSeq and is a predicted model, not a curated record. NCBI's taxonomy places the organism in Eukaryota, Metazoa, Chordata, Aves, Galliformes, Phasianidae. Gene Ontology annotation, molecular function: voltage-gated potassium channel activity involved in ventricular cardiac muscle cell action potential repolarization; transmembrane transporter binding; potassium channel regulator activity. Gene Ontology annotation, cellular component: membrane; voltage-gated potassium channel complex.